Messenger RNA from Arachis stenosperma, 1221 nucleotides. RefSeq lists its product as uncharacterized. The transcript has a single exon. The record is from RefSeq and is a predicted model, not a curated record. Bases 1 to 1221 code for a protein of 406 amino acids. Lineage: Eukaryota; Viridiplantae; Streptophyta; Magnoliopsida; Fabales; Fabaceae.
AUGGCUAGUGAGGAUAGUUUUCUAGUGCUAGUACAUCACAGAAGAUCGAUUAAGAGGAAAACUCGGUCUGGCGUGAAGUUCACCGAUAAGGAUCCUCUAUGUAUUAUCGUGAGCCCCACAACCAGUUACGAUGCUCUCGUUAGCUCCGUGCUUGGCAAACUUGGUCUGGAAGGAGUGAAAAGGGUUAAGAAGUUUUUCUAUCGCAUUCCAAUCACGGUGCUCCACGAUACGGUGAAGUAUGAUUGUUUCACGAUCGGGAGUGAUGAGGACUUGCAGGUCAUGUUUCUCUCUCGUAGGCAGUUUCCCGAGGUGAGGACACCAGAGCUGUUGGCGAAGUUCGUCGACGUGGUAUCUAGCUCUGGUGGGUCGAACCGGAAUGCCAACACUAUAGCCACGGUGGCCGGUUCGAGCUCGAGACCUGCGGUUGCUUCUUCCUCCGUUCUAGUGUAUGAGGCAGCGGUCCAGCCUGCCGCCUCCCCAUCGUUUGCUAUUGAUCUCGGCGGCAAUGUUGGAGACGAGGUUGGAUAUGGGGAACAUCAUCCGACUGAAGUACAGUGUCCUCCACCGGCUGGUGUUGGAGAGGGAUUGUGUGAUGAUCCAGAUGAUGAUGAAGUCGAGCCGGAUAUUAUCGCUGAUGAAAGCAGCGAUGAUGUUGGAGCGAGUGAUCCGAUAAGGCCUACUGGUGGUUCUAGUUCUGGCACACAUCAGUACCCACCCCAUUUUUCAUCUUUGGAUCUGGAUGCCAUGAAGCAUGACGAACAUCCUGGGCAGCUAGCUGGAUUUGGCGCUAGAGAUACCAAAGGGUCUGCCGGUAUGACAGAGUUCCAGGUUGGUCAACAAUUCCAGGAUAAAGAUGAGGCGCUGUUGAGUGUCAAGACGUACAGCAUCCGUCGAGGGGUACAGUACAAGGUAGUUGAGUCUGACUAUCGCAGGUACGUGGGAAAGUGUUCUGAGUUUGGGAAUGGGUGCACAUGGUUGAUUAGGCUGAGCCUCCGACAACGCAAGGGCAUCUGGGAAGUCAAGCGGUACAACGGGCCGCAUACCUAUCUCUCCACCUCCAUCUCCAGCGACCAUAGGAGCUUGGACUACCACGUGAUAGCGACAUUCAUCAUGCCAAUGGUUAGGGUUGACGCAUCCGUCAACAUCAAGGUGCUUCUAAAUGCAACGGCAGCACACUUUGGCUUUAGGCCUACAUACAGGAGGGUGUGGAUGGCGAAGUAG